CGAGUUGUAGAGUUGUAAAGAGGAAGUCGGUUCCUCUUUUGCAUAGUGAGCUCCAUUUACUAUCCUUCUACAAAGUGUGCACGCGGCUUCUCGCUUCUUCUUCAGCUUGCCUCUCGAGCGAACACGAACACGAACACAUCGGAGUCUCCAAAAUAGACGCAUUAAGCAAGGUCAUAGAGUCUGCAUUGGAGAACUCCGGUUGGUGUGUGUUUUGUGUAAAGCUUUGCCAUGGUUCUGUCUGUGCUGCAAGGCUUUGGGAAGAAGCUGCUGCGUGUGAAAGCUGUGGAUUGCAGCACUGAGGACUCACGCCUGUCACGAUGUCUCAACACGUUUGACUUGGUGGCUCUGGGUGUGGGCAGUACCCUCGGCGCUGGCGUGUACGUGUUAGCAGGUGCCGUAGCUCGGGACAAUGCAGGCCCUGCCAUCGUGCUCUCGUUCCUGAUCGCUGCUCUGGCCUCGGUCAUGGCUGGUCUAUGUUAUGCCGAGUUUGGCGCACGGGUGCCCAGGACAGGGUCUGCGUAUCUGUACAGCUACGUGACUGUAGGAGAAUUGUGGGCCUUCAUUACCGGUUGGAACCUCAUCCUGUCAUACAUCAUAGGGACAUCCAGUGUAGCCCGAGCCUGGAGCGCUACAUUUGAUGAGCUCAUAGGGAAACAAAUCGAGACGUUCUGCAAGAGCCACAUGAGUAUAAACGCCCCGGGGAUUUUAGCUGAGUACCCAGACAUAUUUGCUGUGGUCAUCAUCCUCAUUCUAACUGGGUUGCUGGCAUUUGGAGUGAAGGAGUCUGCGAUGGUGAAUAAAGUGUUUACUUGCAUCAACGUGCUGGUGCUGCUAUUCGUCGUGAUUGCAGGGCUGAUCAAAGGAUCUCUCAAAAACUGGAACCUGAAUCCAGCAGAGAUUUUAAACAAAACAACGAGUGCAAAUGAAACCUUGAUACUGCCUUCACCUGCCAGUUUGGGAGACGGAGGCUUUAUGCCAUUUGGCAUCAGCGGGGUUCUCUCAGGCGCUGCUACCUGCUUUUAUGCUUUUGUCGGUUUUGAUUGUAUCGCUACUACAGGAGAGGAGGUGAAGAACCCACAGAGGGCCAUCCCUAUUGGCAUUGUGUCGUCGCUGCUCAUCUGCUUCGUGGCCUAUUUCGGCGUGUCUGCAGCUCUUACUGUAAUGAUGCCCUAUUACCUGUUAGAUAAAAACAGCCCACUCCCUGUGGCCUUUAAGUACGUGGGCUGGGACGGUGCUACGUAUGCUGUGGCAGUGGGAUCGCUCUGCGCCCUCUCCACCAGUCUACUAGGCUCCAUGUUUCCAAUGCCCAGAGUUAUAUGGGCCAUGGCUGAGGACGGGCUGCUCUUUAAGUUCUUGGCAAAGAUCAACGAAAAAUCCAAAACCCCCGUUAUAGCCACUAUAACCUCAGGCGUUGUGGCAGCUGUGAUGGCUUUCCUGCUUGAUCUGAAGGAUUUGGUGGAUCUCAUGUCUAUUGGGACGCUGCUGGCUUACACCCUAGUGGCUGCUUGCGUCUUGGUUUUGAGGUAUCAGCCGGAGCAGCCCAGUGUGAACGUGCAGUAUCAGAUCGCCAGGUCUCAGGAUGAAGCCGAGCCCGACUCCAUUAGUGAAGGCAGCUCAAAUUACCUCACUAAAGCUCAAGACGAGUGCACGCUCAAGAACCUGCUUUUCCCUAAAUACACAGAUCCCUCACAACUGUCUGGCUUCACUGUCAACAUCUGCACCGGUGUAAUAGGUGUGUUGGUGUGUGUUUUCUGUAUUGUAGCAGUACAGGGUGCCUUUCAGGUCUGGUGUCUGUCUUUGUUGGGAGUUCUUGCUGUAGUAUGUCUCCUCUUCACUCUGGUAAUCUGGCGGCAACCUGAGAGCAAAACCAAGCUAUCCUUUAAGGUUCCUCUGCUCCCUUUCCUGCCUGUGCUCAGUAUGUUCAUUAAUGUCUACCUGAUGAUGCAGUUGGACAAAGGCACCUGGAUGCGUUUUGCCAUCUGGAUGGCAAUCGGCUUCAUCAUUUACUUUGCCUACGGGAUCAGAAACAGCACAGAAGCCAUGUUGUCCAGUAAUGGCACAGAAGAUGACAACUCAUCAGAAUCAGGCAAAGCAGUAUGUGAAAUAAAUGGACCUGCAACCCCAGAGAAAGAGGCCUUUCUCACCCAUCAUGUUAAUGCAAACGAGGAGGAGGAGGACAGUGACUCCUAAUGCCUUCUGAUCUUCGAUUUGUAAAGAAAUGAACGGAUAGCUCGGCUAUUCGCAUACAGCCGAUUACAGACUUGUCAUUUUGCGAUGCCGGGUUUAGAGCAUUCGUAGAAUCGGGGACCUAUCGGUCAUAUUCAUGAGUUUUACUGUGAUCAGUACUAGCCUUGCGUGUCAUAGUCUAGGAUUCUUUCAGUACUCAUGAGUGCAGAAGAACUGGGUGCUAUUUUGUCUGCCAAAUUGCCAAAUUGUUUUCCUUGGUUAACUCAUGAAAUGUUUUAAAUCAUGUAUAUUGCUGAACACGUCGUUCAUGAGGUUAUCUUUUGUAUGUAUUGCUCGGUCCUGGGUGUGUAUAUGGGCUUGCGCUAUCAGAGGAGACACUCUGGUUAUUACCACACCAAUAUUUUGUUUUUCCCUCAACAGCUAAGUAUGACAUUGCACUUCUUUAUCUUUGAAUGUGUCUUCACUAUGCCUUCAGCUGGUGUGCCAUGGAUUCGAGCGUAAAGUAGUUCUCGGCACAUCAGAUGGCUUUUCCUGAGGGAAAAUGGAGAUGAUUUAUUUAUGAUCUCUUCUGUGCAAAUCCAGGGAGGUUUUUAUUAAUUUCUUUUAUAAACAGCUAGCAUUAUAUGAAAGAAGCAGUAAAGAUGGUAGAAAUCGGGAGAAUGUAGGAAAAUUUGCAUUGAGUGUUUUGAUCAAACUUUCUACGGGGUUAUGGGUGGUAUUGUUCUGUAAAUAUAAACUGCUAAUAAUGGGUAAGAAUUGCAGUGCCUUUGCUAUACGUCAUUUUUUUUCUUAAUGUUUGUGUGCUUUUUCAUCGUUUUGUAUCGUCAUGUAAAGGUUUGGGGAUUAAUGUAUUAUUUAUGCUGCAUCCUACAUUUACUUCAGUUGAGCCACCUUCUUGUUCUGUAUAUUCCGGCAAAAAAAAACAUUCACACUAAGCGCUCUCUCUCUCUCGCUCUCGCUCUCGCUCUCGCUCUCGCUCUCUCUCUCUCUCUCGCUCUCUCUCUCUCUCUAUCUCUCUCUCUCUCUCUCUCUCUCUCUCUCUCUCUCUCUCUCUCUCUC
Messenger RNA from Hemibagrus wyckioides, 3246 nucleotides. RefSeq names its product solute carrier family 7 member 1b (gene slc7a1b). Gene Ontology annotation, molecular function: amino acid transmembrane transporter activity. The record is from RefSeq and is a predicted model, not a curated record. Gene Ontology annotation, biological process: amino acid transport; transmembrane transport. NCBI's taxonomy places the organism in Eukaryota, Metazoa, Chordata, Actinopteri, Siluriformes, Bagridae. Bases 229 to 2190 code for a protein of 653 amino acids. Gene Ontology annotation, cellular component: plasma membrane. The transcript is spliced from 12 exons.